AUAAGCAAGCCCGUUUAAGAUGCCGUGUACUUCCAUCGGUUGCCGUCCACACUGAAAGCUCAAAACUUUUCAGCUUGGCUAUGGAGGCGAACACGUCAGCAACUGGACCCGAACCAUUUCGUCUGUUUGAUGAAAAAUCCCAAUCUGGGUUUGGGUUAGGAUUUCUUGAUGUCCCAGAAAACAAGCCUCUUCCACCUCCACCUCCUUCUGUUGAAGUACUUUCCUCACAGGUUAUAUCAAAUGUGGAGUUUAAUGUGGAGCCUAUAAAUUUGGAUGGCCUUGCUUUACUUAAGGGAAGGGUGAGUACAAAGGAAGUAUUUGGUUUGUCUAAUUCAGAUUUAGUCCCCGGCAAAUAUGAAGGCGGGCUGAAAUUGUGGGAAGGUUCAUUAGAUUUAGUGAAGACUCUGAACUCCGAGAUGCAAAGUGGGCAAUUGUCACUGACUGGAAAAAGAGUUUUAGAGCUUGGUUGUGGUCAUGGUCUUCCUGGAAUUUUUGCCUGUCUGAAGGGUGCUCGUGCUGUACAUUUUCAUGACUUCAAUGCUGAGGUGCUGCAAUGCCUAACUAUUCCAAAUGUCAAUGCAAAUAUCCAACAGAAUUUGUUGGCCACAGAUAAUGAUAGCGCUGAAGUUCGCUUUUUUGCUAGUGACUGGAGUGAAGCUCAUCUGAUUCUUCCUCAUGUACUUGCUGAUGAAGGUGGCACAAAAAGCUGUAAAACAGUUGAUAAGGCUGCUGGUUAUGAUAUAAUUCUCAUGGCAGAGACAGUGUACUCAGUUUCUACUUUACCUACUCUGUACAAACUUAUUAAAAAGUGCUUACAUAGUCCUCAUGGAAUUGUAUAUCUAGCUGCAAAGAAGCAUUAUUUUGGUGUCGGUGGUGGAUCAAGGCGAUUUAUUUCGAUUGUGGAGAAAGACGGUAUUCUAGCGGCUUCUCUAGUUGCUGAAGUUACAGACGGCUCCUCUAACGUUCGAGAAAUCUGGAAACUCCACUUCAGGUGAAGUUUGGUUCAGUUGUCUGGUUCUAGUUUCUUGUAGCUCAUCUUUCUAAAAUGGGGAAUCCAGAACAUGAUCUGUAUGAAAAAGAAUAGGGAAUUGUUUUCUUUCUUAAAUAGAAGACUAAAUUAUGUUCUAUUAGUCAUAACCUUACUUUAAGGGAUCGCUUGGUAGGAUGCAUUAGAGAAAAUAAUGCAUGCAUUAGCUUUCGGUAUUACGAAUCCCUUGUUUGGUACA
This is a messenger RNA of Nicotiana tabacum (common tobacco), 1226 nucleotides long. RefSeq lists its product as uncharacterized. Lineage: Eukaryota; Viridiplantae; Streptophyta; Magnoliopsida; Solanales; Solanaceae. The record is from RefSeq and is a predicted model, not a curated record.